This is a messenger RNA of Fomitiporia mediterranea MF3/22, 1911 nucleotides long. Its product is annotated as kinase-like protein. The record is from RefSeq and is a predicted model, not a curated record. The transcript has 16 exons. Gene Ontology annotation, molecular function: protein kinase activity; ATP binding. Gene Ontology annotation, biological process: protein phosphorylation; signal transduction. Lineage: Eukaryota; Fungi; Basidiomycota; Agaricomycetes; Hymenochaetales; Hymenochaetaceae. Gene Ontology annotation, cellular component: cytoplasm. The coding region runs from base 1 to 1911 and encodes 636 amino acids.
AUGCCAGCUUCACUACGCAGAGAUGAGAAAGACUUGGCCAAGGAUCUAGCAAGAGUUGACAACACGCGAAGGACCACAGAAUCGAUGGUCAUGUUUGAUGGUAAUGAUCCGGCAGACAAUGUCUGUAUUGGCCUCAGACUGCAAUAUGACUCGUCAAAGGCCGACUUUGAGCAUUUCUGUAGAUCAGACAAAGGUGGCAUACGUGCAGCGCUUCGAAGCUUGCUACCAAGCAGUACAGAAAAACGUAAGGAGAAGACGCAUCUGAAGGACCGUCUACAACGAAUAGAGACAGGAUAUAAGAGGACGUCUCAAAUGCGGCAAUCAUUUGAAGAAAUCUCUAUUUUUGCAUUCAUGAAAAACUUGUCAAUCUCACAAAAUGUCUAUUAUGACAUUGCAUCCAGUGAAUGGGAGGAUCGCAAUGUAGGUCUUGACGUGCCGGAUUCACCGUGGCAUUUUUUCGGAUACAAGGAGUCCGAAUUCCUCGACUGGUGGAGUUUGCGUCAAGCACUUGCACUUAAAGAUUUCGAAUGUUCAGUUGCGCCAGUAUGGAAGGAUUUAAAGGCUUUGAACAGCAGUAUCAUCCGACUGCUGGAACAGUUGUCCUCAUCUGAGUUAUCCGGAACAAAACUUGAUCCGAUAUUAAAGAUAAUCGGCAACAAAAUCGAGGCGACUGGGAGGAACAUAAUUACUCUUCUUCAGAAGCCAAAGUGUGUCAGCUUGGCAACACAGUUAUUCGGUUAUUCUGCUCCCAUCGUUUAUAUUGCUCUGGAAUGCACGACAAGAAUGCGAGAAUCAUUUAACGAGUCACGGGGGUCUGGUGGAAAUGAUUUGCCUGCAAGAGCAAAGCUCUGGGAGCAUUCAGUUCACUGCAUUGAUCGCCUUGCAGAAGCACUACUGCAAAAAAGCAGGCAGAAUUCCCCUGAUGCAUUAUUUUCUAGCACUUCUGAUGCUGAGGUUGAUGAGGCACUAGCGGCUCUGAAUGCACUCGGUAUGGAAGAACUUGGAUUGAAAGACGUUCGUUUGUCUUCACAAAAAGGACGUCAGCUUGGGUUCGGGUCGUUUUCCGUUGUUUACGAACGAUAUGUGCCGGGAGGGACGUCUUGUUACGCUGUCAAAGAACCCACUGUGAAAAGCGGUCUUGAUAAUGAUACAAUACUUAAUAGGGUCCGAAGAGAAGCAUGGAUAUGGAAACAAUUAGAUCACAAGAACAUCCUCCCUCUUCGUGGUUUCUGUCAACUCCCCAAUGAAUUUCCAGGGCUUGUGAUGGAUGUUUGUAAAUGCAGUCUCAAAGAUUUUGUGUGUGAUUGUUCGCCAGUUACUGAGAAGAAGAAGUUAGACCUGCUUCGAGGCGUUAGUGCAGGGCUUACAUACUUGCACUCCAAGAAAAUCGCUCAUGGUGAUCUUCGGGCUGACAAUAUCCUUGUGAAAGAGUUUACUGCAAACAAUGGCACCGAUAAAGACCACAUAGCAGUUAUAGCUGAUUUUGGAGUUGCAGGGUUCGUGGAUGGCGCAUCGGACCCCACAUGCACACAAAAAAGGCUUGCACCAACAUAUGAUCAAGUGGGACAUCCGAAUUGGCUCUCUCCUGAACUUUUGAUGAAGGCAAGCUCGUCGGAGAGAGGGAAAUCAGGAGGAGAAAGUUGUGUAUGUAUUUCAGCUCCCGGAGACAUAUACUCUUUCGGUUGUGUCUUUCUCGAGGCUAUGUUUGAGCGAGGCCCGUACCAGUCUUUCGAUUCUGAUGAGAAGAAGACAAAAAAACUGUCUGGCGUGUUACCUGCAACUCUGGAGGAAACGAGUGUAACUUACUUCCCAUUCCUUUGUUCUACAUGGGACUCAGAACCUGCCAAUAGACCUGUGGCGGAGUCAGUUCUUCACCAAAUGGACGAAUUUCUUAAACCCUUUGCACCAUAA